Messenger RNA from Triplophysa rosa, 2986 nucleotides. RefSeq names its product E3 ubiquitin-protein ligase TRIM39-like. Gene Ontology annotation, molecular function: protein binding; metal ion binding. The coding region runs from base 286 to 1896 and encodes 536 amino acids. The transcript has 7 exons. The record is from RefSeq and is a predicted model, not a curated record. Lineage: Eukaryota; Metazoa; Chordata; Actinopteri; Cypriniformes; Nemacheilidae.
AAGAAUUCACUUCUUUGAAAAGGUCUGAUUUUAUGUGUGACUUUUACACACAGAGAUAUGUAAAAGAAUCUCCAUCAGGUCUCCAUUCCCUGGACUGCUGUGUCAAAUCGUAAAACUUAAUCAAUCUCUAAAACUGAUGGACUGAUUUAAAUCUUCAGUGACUUUGUGAAUGUAUUGUUUUACCAAAAAAAUUCUUCCAAAUAUAUCUUUCUCGGUGUUCAUCAGAACAAAGAUAUUUAAACAGAUUUGGAACAACUCGCGGGUGUAAACUCAGACCUAAUCACCAUGGCUACAGCUAUAGAUGUCUCUCACCACCUUCAGUGUCCCAUCUGUAAGAACCUGUUUGAAGAUCCGGUCAGCACAGGCUGUGGACACAGCUUUUGCCAGCGCUGUCUGGACCAGCACAUAAGCAUGAGUGAUCAACAAUGCCCUCUGUGUGAGGAGCCAGUGUACACCAAACCCAGCGUAAACGCUGCUCUCGAAACCCUUCUGCGAGAGUUUCUCCAGUUGCAGAUGGCCGACCUGAGUCUCUAUACGGGUGAGAGAGGUGAGAUCCCAUGCAACGUCUGUGAGGAAAACCUGACGUCAAGAGCUGUGAAGUCCUGCUUGACCUGUUUGCUCUCGUACUGUGAGCGGCAUCUGAAGCGCCAUCAGUCUUUGGAGAGGCACAGGGGUCAUAAACUGGUGAGUCCGGUGGAGAGACUGGACGAGAAAGCAUGUCGUGUCCAUGGCAGACCUCUGGAGCUCUACUGCAAACGCAACAAGCACUUAAUCUGCACUUUAUGUGUGAAGACCGGUGAAGAUGUCAUUUCUGUGGAGACAGAGAGAGAGAGGAGAGAGGCCGAACAGCAAAAUACUAUUAAAGGAUUGGAAAGCAUGAUAAACCAGAGUGAAAAAAAACUUGAGGAUCUUCAAAACAUUGUCACAAAAUACCAGGCUCAGAUAGACAGAGAGCAGAGGGAGAUAAAGGAGGUGUUUGCUGAAGUGAUGGAUGUUGUGAGGAGAGCAGAGGAGGAGCUGCUCACUCCUCUGGAGGAUGGAAGAAGAUGUCUUGAGAAGGAGAUGGCAGAGAAAACCCAGCAGAUACAAAAGGAAAUCCUUAAGUAUAGAGAAAUCAUCGAUCACUUGAUCCAAAAUAAGAAAGAGGAAGAUGACAUUAUCUUUCUCCAGUCAUACCCUUCUGUACCUGCUGAAUUCAAACAUGAUUGGACAGUUUCUAUUGACACUGAACUGAAGUUUGGCUCCAUGAGAAAUAUAAACUCAUCUGCAUUGGCUUCUAUUAGGACUCAGCUGGAGAAUCUGUGCUCUUUUGAAAUUAGAAGAAUUCAGAGGUUUUCAGUGGAUGUGAUUCUGGAUGAAGAAACCGCACAUCCAAGUCUGGAAGUGUCUCAGGAUGGCAAAACCGUGAGAGACAAAGGAAACGUUCACGACAUCCCGGGCGGCCCCGGCCAAUUCGAUCUGGUGGGUGGAAUCCUGGGAAAGCUUCAGAUUACAUCCGGAAGAGCAUUCUGGGUAGUUGAGGUGGGGGAGAAAACAAGUUGGGAACUGGGUGUAGUGAGAGAAAAUGCAAAUAGGAGAGGAAAAGUCUCCUACAAGCCCAAAGAGGGUUACUGGGCCAUCGUGCUCUGCGCUUCAAACCUGUAUGGAGCUUUUGAAGAUCCUCCUCUUCAGCUUCAUCUCUCCACCAAACCCCAGAAGGUGGGAGUGUUUGUCGACUAUGAGGAUUCUUUCGUCUCCUUCUAUAAUAUGGACAAUCUGUCACAUAUUUACACUUUCACUCAGUGCGACUUUAAUGAAACGCUCUGUCCGUAUUUUAACCCUCAUCCCAACAAAGAUGGUAACAAUUCUCAUCCAAUGAUCAUAUGUUCUGUCAACCCAGGUGACAUCCUUAUUUAGGAGCUGUACUGUGUGCAGUAAGCAUUACCACACACACGCACGCGCGCGCGCACAGAAAAAAAUAAGAGACCAUUUCAGAGAUCUUUUUUAAAUGUGCUAUUUAGAGGUACAUGUAUGAGUUUAGGUAAAAUUAUCAUUUGUGUUUCAUUCUGUGAACUACUAACAAUAUUUCUCCUAAAUUUCAAAUAUAAAUAUUCUUUCUUUUUGCACUUAUUUGCAGAAAAUGAAAACUGGAGAAACAGGUUAAAAUAAAAGAAAAAUAUGCUCUGUAUUUUUUCAAGAACAAGUUCAUAUUCACUUUUAAGUAAUACAACAGUAAUAUUUGUACAUGUAUUUAGGAAAAGUAGAAAAAAAAGUAAUAACCUCGAUUUUAUGUCGGAGUUUUCAUGUGUCUUGUCUUUGUCUUUCAAGACAAGCUCAGUCUUUCACAUUUGCUGUUGGAUGACUUUGUCACUCCUGAGGUUAGAUUUUGUUGAAAUACAACAGACACUGGACUGGAAUGGCCUCAAGACAUCUUUUUAAAUGAAAAUUUGGAGUGGUCUCUUAAUUUUUUUCUAUGGCUGUGUAUGUGUAUGAUAUAUAUGGUAAUUAUUUAGUGAGUGGUGAGUGGGGUAUACUAUCUUUUUUGUUUAAGCAUUUGUUUAGUUUUCUUAUUCUAAAUCCUUUUUGAAAACAAUUAAGAAAAGGACAUAUUUGUAUUUUAUCAAAUAUUUGCACCAAGUGGUUGACUGUAUUGAGUGGGUGACAGAAUACUAUAGGGUUUUUAAAUUACUAGAAGCAUGUGAAAUCUGCAAAUCAGGGUUCAGAUCAUGAAAAACAUUUAUACUGACGUAUUUUAUAAAUGUACAAAAAAAUGUGAACAACUAAAACCACACAUUUGAAACCUCAUUAACAGCUUUUGUUACUGCAUGGUUCUUUUUUACCUGUGCAUGCUAUGCCCAUGUAUAAGAGUUACGGGAAAAGUGAGAAGUUUAAGGUAUAAAUACGAUUAUUACUGAACGGAACCCUAUGUUGGUAUUGUUGGUAUUUUUAAUAAACUAUACUGUAUAUUAGUUCAACAGAUUUUAAUUUCUACAUUGCACUGUCUAUU